This is a messenger RNA of Colletotrichum karsti, 2082 nucleotides long. RefSeq lists its product as uncharacterized. Gene Ontology annotation, molecular function: primary methylamine oxidase activity; quinone binding; copper ion binding. Bases 1 to 2082 code for a protein of 693 amino acids. The transcript has 3 exons. The record is from RefSeq and is a predicted model, not a curated record. Lineage: Eukaryota; Fungi; Ascomycota; Sordariomycetes; Glomerellales; Glomerellaceae. Gene Ontology annotation, biological process: amine metabolic process.
AUGGCCCUCCUCAAGAGCGUCAGAACGCACCCUCUGCGCCCCAUUACGGCAGCGGAAAUCACCCAAGCAUCGGGAGUUUUGAGAUCAAUUCUGACCAAGAAACAUGGCGAAGAAUUCUCUUUCCGAUACAAGAAUGUCAGCAUCCGGGAGCCACCAAAAGCACUCCUAUUCCCAUAUCUUGAGGCCGAGGCGCAAGGCGUUCCUCCCGAGCAGCGGCCGUUCGUCCCUCGAUGCGUCGACAUUGUAUGGACUGCCUCCAACGAGAGGACGCUAUGCGAGAGUACCAUAAGUUUAGAUAGCUCUACCGAGUUGAAGCGCAGCAUUGCAACACAUGGACAACACUCGUCCCUUGAUCGCGAUGAGAUGCGCAAUUCGGGAAGAGAGAUUCUCAACGAUCCUCAGGUUUUAGAAGCCAUCAAAAAGCUGAAUCUUCCCGAGGGUUGCGUUGUGCAGUGCGAUUCUUGGCCGUACGGCUCGGAUCGUGACUCGGACCCUGACACCCACAAGUUCAUCCAGGGGCUGCUGUACGCCAGAGCUCCUCAUGGACACGAGGACAGCAACCAGUAUUCCUUCCCUCUUCCAUUUUCUCCCGUACUGGAUAUCUUUGAGGACAGAAUCGUCCGCCUGGAGCCUCUGGCGACCGGCGGCGAAGAAGACGGUCUGGCAUACAACACUGCACCCGCCGAUUCGCCGAUGGCUCACUGCGUCGAGAACGAGUAUUAUCCCGGGCUUCAAAGCUCCAAACCACGAGAAGACCUCAAACCCUUGCUCGUUAAUCAACCCGAAGGCCCAAGCUUCACGGUGUCGGACGAGAACUGUGUAUCGUGGCAAAAGUGGCGGUUCAGGGUUGGCUUCAACUACCGGGAAGGCAUGACGCUCCACGAUAUCCGCUAUGACGGGCGCCCGAUGUUCUACAGACUGAGCGUGAGCGAGAUGACCGUGCCAUACGGAGAUCCCCGAAGUCCCUUCCACCGCAAGCAGGCUUUUGAUCUCGGCGACGCUGGGGCGGGUAGUACCGCCAAUAACUUGGCUCUUGGCUGCGACUGUCUUGGUACGAUUAAGUAUUUCAACGGUUGGCUCAAUAAUGACAAGGGCGAGCCUGUGGCAACAGGAAAUGUCAUCUGCCUGCACGAACAAGAUGGCGGUAUUGGUUGGAAGCACACAAACCACCGCACGCAGGGCGUCGCCAUCACCAGAGCACGCAACUUAGUCGUCCAGUCUAUCCUUACCGUGGGGAACUACGAGUACGUCUUCGCGUGGCUGUUCUGGCAAAAUGGAAAUAUCGAGCUUGAGACCCGCGCAACCGGCAUCCUGUCGACCUCACUCAUCGACCCGGGUAAGACCUCACCCUGGGGCAACGUGGUAUCCCCGGGCGUCCUGGCUGCCAACCACCAGCAUCUCUUCUCCCUACGUAUCGACCCCAUGCUAGAUGGACAGGCCAACUCCGUCUUCCAGGAAGAAUCCAUAGCCGUACCGCAGUCCGAGGAAGAGAACCCUCACGCCAACGCCUGGAAGGUAGUCAAAACCCCUUUCCUGAAGUCAGGCCACGCCGACGCCUCUCCCUUCACCAACCGCGUCUUCAAAAUCGUAAACGAAGAUGUCCGGAAUCCCAUCUCCGGCAACCCCGUCGGGUUUAAGCUCGUGCCGCAGCCCUGCCAGCUCCUGCUCGCAGGAAAGGACUCCGUCGUGCGCCGUCGCGCCCGCUUCGCGGAGCACCACCUCUGGGUAACGCGGUACCGAGACGGCGACUUGUGGGCGGGUGGCAAGUGGACAAACCAGUCGCUGGCGGAGACGGACGGGCUCGCAGACUACGCUGCCAGAGACGAGGAUGUCAGAGGUGCGGAUGUCGUUGUUUGGCAUACGUUCGGUAUGACACAUAAUCCCAGGGUGGAGGAUUUCCCAGUCAUGCCGGUCGAGGUCUCGACUAUCUCGUUAAAGCCUGCGGAUUUCUUCACGGCGAACCCGGCACUUGAUGUCCCGCAGAGUACUCAGGCAGUCAACCGUAGCGUGCUGGUCACGAACGGCGUGUCGGCGAUGGAAUCCGCGGAUGGUGCGAAUGGAUGCUGCAAUGCGAGUACGUAG